This is a messenger RNA of Ceratitis capitata (Mediterranean fruit fly), 2275 nucleotides long. RefSeq lists its product as uncharacterized. Lineage: Eukaryota; Metazoa; Arthropoda; Insecta; Diptera; Tephritidae. Gene Ontology annotation, biological process: lipid metabolic process. The record is from RefSeq and is a predicted model, not a curated record. The transcript has 11 exons. The coding region runs from base 133 to 2250 and encodes 705 amino acids. Gene Ontology annotation, molecular function: lipase activity.
GAUAACAACAAUUUCCUCUCUAAAUUGUUUGAUAAUUGCAUUGUACACUAUAAACACACUCAGCGCCACAUUUCGUGUGGCAUUACCAAAACUAACGUGCAAAGUGUCGACACAUAAACAAAUUACGGUAAAAUGCGCGCAUUGCAAGUGUUUCUCAUGGUGUUGUUGUGUAAAAUUUUUCACAACUGGUUGAGUGCCAAUCCAAUACAGGGGCUUUUCGAUCCGAAAUGUUUUGUCGCGAAGAGUGAGUGUCCCAAUGAAAAUGUCACCUUCUGGUUGUAUACAAAAGCUACUGCCAACGAGCCUUUGAAAUUAGAUCCACUAAAUUUACAGCAAACGGAUUUUCCUACACGUCGUCCAGUUAAAAUACUCAUACACGGUUAUACGGGUCAUCGUGAUUUUGCACCGAAUACAUUUAUAAGACCAGUCUUGCUUGAACAUGAGGAUGUUUAUGUUAUCUCACCCGAUUACGGUCCACUAGUGCGUGAGCCUUGUUACGCCUCGGCUGUGGAAAAUUUGGCACUAGUCAGCCGUUGUCUCGGGCAACUAAUCAACAAUCUCGUCGGCAAGGGUAUUGUGCGCAAUGAAGAUUUGCAUGUCAUUGGUUUUAGUCUCGGCGCGCAGGUGGCUGGUCAAACUGCAAACUAUGUAGCGAAUAAAUUGCCACGCAUUACGGGUCUAGAUCCUGCCAAACCUUUAUUCAUCACAGCUGGUAAUGAGCGCAAGUUGAGCAAAGAUGAUGCGGAUUUUGUUGAUGUCAUACACACUGACGUUCUGGGACGCGGCAUGAUGCAUCCAAUGGGUCAUGUAGAUUUCUAUCCGAAUUUCGGUUAUAUACAGCCGGGUUGUGAAAUCGAAGCGGCACCCGGUAGCUGUAAUCACGAACGCGCGCCACGCUUCUAUGCCGAAUCAAUCAUUCCGAAAUAUGAGUUCUGGAGUAGCCGUUGCUCGAAUUGGCUUUAUUUCGUUUUAAACAUCUGCAGUGUGGCAACAAAUGAUGCCAUGAUGGGUUAUCAUAUAGAUAAGAGCCUUACCGGUAUAUAUUUCCUCAAAACAUCCAAUUCAACACCAUUCGCACUUGGACGUAUCACCGAGAAAGUGACGCAAGUAAAACCAAAAUGGCGGCAGCACUACGAACUUGAUAUGCUGAACGAAGAAGCGUGCGAUCAGUUGUUGAUGUGUCGCUUCCUACGCUACGGAGUGGAUAAUCCAGCGGCAGAUGACGGAACGGACGUUAUUUUGCCGCCAGAUUUUAUAAAUUUCUUUCAUAAAGCUUCUGCAACUGCAGGCAAGAUUGGCACUGGCUUUCCCUUCGACUGUAUUUAUGCAAACGAAGAGUGUCCCAACGAGCAUAUCAAAUUUUGGCUCUAUAAAAAUGAAACAAACCACGAAUCUCUCCUGCUUAAUCCACUCAACCUCACCGCCGCCAACUUCGAACCACGCUGGCCUUUAAAAAUACUCAUACACGGUUUUAACGGUAACCGAUUUGCCUCGCCAAAUUUGGAAACACGUGCGAUACUCCUACGCACCCAGCCUGUGCAUGUUAUAUCCGCGGAUUAUAGCAGACUCUCAAGAUUUCCUUGCUACUAUCCCUGGGCUGUGCGAAACGCCCACGUCGUGGCGCGCUGUUUGGCGCAACUUGUUGAUAAUUUAAUAGAAUCCGGUAUUUAUAGCGAACGGGAUAUACAUUUGAUUGGUUUCAGUUUGGGCGCGCAAAUUGCAGGCUUAACGGCAAAUAGCGUUAGACAACCACUGCAUCGUAUAACAGGCUUAGAUCCUGCUGGUCCUGCUUUUGUAACUCAAAAUCUCCGCGAUAAAUUGGAUGCCAGCGAUGCUGAAUUUGUCGACGUCAUACAUACAGAUCCAUUUUUCUAUUCCACAUUGGAGCGCAGCGGUCACGCGGACUUUUAUCCCAAUUUGGAACAAUUCUUUCAGCCUGGUUGUAAUUUGGUGCAGGAUGGUCGCAUACGCAAUUGCAAUCACUUUCGUGCGCCUGCUUAUUAUGCUGAAUCUAUUGGCAGCGAGCGUGGUUUUUGGUCCUAUCAAUGUGGUGAAUGGUUUCAAUUUGUUAUGCAACAAUGUCGACAAUAUGCGCAUGUGCCGCACACACAAAUGGGAUAUUUUGUGUCGAGGAACGCUUCCGGCUCAUACUUUCUACAAACUGAAGCCUUUGCACCAUUCGCUAAAGGCCCUAUUGUCGGCGUGGAACUAGAUAUUACUAAACCAGCGGCAAGCAAUCUUAAGAAAUAAAAAUAUUAAUUUAAAUGAAAUAAAU